This is a messenger RNA of Epinephelus moara (kelp grouper), 6312 nucleotides long. RefSeq names its product zinc finger, CCHC domain containing 2 (gene zcchc2). Gene Ontology annotation, molecular function: nucleic acid binding; zinc ion binding. The transcript has 14 exons. NCBI's taxonomy places the organism in Eukaryota, Metazoa, Chordata, Actinopteri, Perciformes, Serranidae. The coding region runs from base 182 to 3679 and encodes 1165 amino acids. The record is from RefSeq and is a predicted model, not a curated record.
GAAGGUACCGUAGGAAAAAGCUACAGUAGUAUCGUCGCGUCAGAUGAUUAGCUAAUAGUAAAAACACUGUAAAACGACUGGCAGUUCGCCUCUCUUUUCAGCAUUACGAACCGGUGGAAGUUGUCAGUAAUGUAUUUUGGUCCGUUAUUCACACUUUGAAGCCUCUCUCGCAGCGCUGAUAAUGCUGAAAAUGAAGCUACCGAUGAAAACGGGCGAGGAAGGAGGCGACGAAACGGCCGAGGACGACUCAUUGGAUCAGCCGGAGCACCAACAUAUUCCCAGGGCGGCACCUCCUUCCUCGGUGUCCGACGGACUGGAUGAGUCGCCCAGACCCGGUGUGUGUCCAUCCCAGCUAAACAAGGAGACUGUCUUCGAGUGGUUUGGCCUACAUCUAAACCCCGCUAAGCGGAUCGAGUUCAUGUGCGGACUGCUACAUAUGUGCCAAGCACUGGAGCUCCGCUUUUUGGGAUCUUACUUGGAGGAUCUUACAAGGAAAGAUUACCAUGUUUUAAGAGACUUCGAGUUCCGGGCGAAUAGUCCGAGCGAAUUGGGGCUUUUAACGGACGUGAUUGAUCCGGUUGUGAGGUCUAAACUCCUGGUCUGCCUGUCCCUCCUCGGGUCUGACAGCAGGGAAUGUGCUGGAAUACUAUUUCGGAUACUGAGCCAUGUAGACCCGGCCAUGUUCUACAAAAACUAUGACUACUCCCUUCAUCCAUUCAGGGACCCUCACCACCACUCGUUUCACCCGCCGUGUCAGGACGGGAGUGUGUACGGGCGGUCGGAGCAGACCUGCGGCUCGUCGGCUAACGAGCCAGCGGCAGGACCUCUGGAGCAGUUGGCGCUGCUCUUUACCAUGGCGUCUCUCCAUCCAGCUCUCCAUUUCCACCAGCGGGAGAUGGUCCGAGGGCAGCUUGACAAAAUAGAGCUUGCCAUGGAGGAGGAGAGACGUCAGAAUCAGCUCAGAAUAAACGCCCAGAUAACGGAGCUGACGGGUCAGAAGGCAGAUUACCUGCUUUCCCCGCCGCUGGGUUUGGGGGAGUGUACGGCCCCCCAUCCUCCAUGUCAGAGCCGCCGCUCCAGCCGCUGGGCAACACAAAGAGAAGCAGUGCAUAUAGAGGGCAUCGUGCUCAGGGGCAUCUCUCGGACCAGAAUAGACAAGGAAUACAACUUUGAGGUGAAGUGGUCAGACUCCUCCUCAAGUUGUGUGACCAAAACCCAUCUGGAACUGGAGAAUUUUCUUCUUAAGCUUCCUAAGGAUCAGUGCACUGAGUCCUUUGAGAAGAGCAUCCUGAGGCUUCUGAACCAGGGGGACCGGAACGAGAGCAGGGAGGUGGAGAAGAACCUCAGGGAAAGGUUCCUGUCUGCUCCUCCUGUCUUCAGACAGACCAGGAAGGUCUGCAGCUUCUUCAAUUGUGACUCCAGUUACUCUACAAAACCUACAUGCUGCAGAUGCAACUGCCAGCUGGGUAAGGCCUACCAAGGAGACUGCUCUGAUGCCUCCAGUCAGGAGGAAGAUUUAGAGUCGUAUGCUCAGGGACACAAGAAAAAGCACGGGACCAAGAGUCCAUGUCAAGGCAGUCUCUCUAGUGCCAAGGGCUCCCAGGGGGACAGUCGGAGAGGGGGCCACGCUGCAGAGCUCAACGGUCCAGUAGAGAGGAGGAAGAGCUGUACACUGAGGAGCAGCCAGGAGGCUGAACAGCAUCAGGCCGCUGAGAAGAGAAGCCACGCAGUCGCUAAGACGAAGAGCAGAGGCCUGCCAGCAGACAGGGACAAGGGAAAGGUGAAGGGUGCCACCUUUGUAGCCAACGGCAGGUUGGUACCAGCUCUGUCACCUCAGAGGAAAGAUGGAGGUUCUGGUCCAGAUACGUUUGGUGAAACAUCAUCAGAAAGCUACAGCUCUCCAUCCAGCCCUCAGCACCGAGGACCAGAGAGCCUGGACAGUGAGGACGACAACAACAAAGAUACCGACAGCCACUCUGAUGACUCCAGCAAAGGUCCGGGCCCUGGCAUGUUCUUUGCCCAUCAGACUGAUCCAACUGCAGCAGGAGCCAUUCCCUCUGUUCACCCCCUGUCUUCCAGCAACCACCAGGCCCAGAUGGAGCCGCUCUGCCCAGAGACCAGCACAGAUUUCCCCCCUCUCUCCUUCAUGCGCUCUCUACCCUAUGUGCUCCCGAACGGGACUGCUGACUCUCCACUUCCACUGGUCCCUCAUCCCGGCCAAAGCAUCGUCCCCGAUGGGAAGCCCUCGUCUGGAACCCUGAUGAUGCAGAUGCCCCUAGUGCCUCCAGGACCUGGAAUUGUGGGAGACCCGGAGAAGAGGGACAUACUUCCGACCUUUGGGAUAGCACCUAUUGGCCUCCACCCUUCAGGAAGUCCUGCUGUGCAGCCUCUGGUUCAGAGGUUCAAAACACCAAUGUCUCACAGCCAAGGUGGCACUGACGGAGCUUCAGGGAGUGGUUCUGCUCCUGCUGCCCCGCAGGCUUCACACCAGGCUCCUGUGAGAGCCAUCAGUAUCAUGUCUCCUGGCCCCACAUCCUACUCCUCUCCUCUUCAGCAGUCUCUGCCCUGCCAAGAUCCGGCCAGCGUCACCUCGGGCCUGGCCUCCUCUCUGCCACAUGUGGACACUUCACACGCCAAGCACCCCGGCUUAACCUUACCAUCUGGCCUGCCUUCUCCCUACACCCUGACCCCGGUCCCCACCUCUGUCAUGCCUACUGUAGGAGCACCUGCGGCCAGUGGAAUAGCUCCAUCUCCUGGACAUGUACAAGCAGCUGUUCCUCCAGCUGUGCCCACCCACACCCCUGGACCCGCUCCCAGCCCCAGCCCAGCACUUACUCACAGCACCGCACACAGCGACUGUACAUCCUACAGCAACAGCAGCGCUUCCUGUGGAAGUGCUCCUGUUGCCCCGGGCAACCUUGUCAAUCCUCAGCAAACCCAGUCGCAACAGUUGCCCCCCCAGCAGCCAACACCACCACAACAGCCACCACCGCCGCCACCACCGCAGCAGCAGCAGCAGAUGGGCUGUGGGACCUGUGGCUGUCACAACAACUGCGGUGGCCGAGGCAGCGUCAGUAACAACAACAGCGUCAGUGUCCCCGGCUGCCAGGCACCUUUAUUCUUCUCCCACCAGAUGGCAGCAGCAGCGCGGCAGGUGUUCAGCGUCCAACCGCCUCUCUUCCAGCUCACAAGCCUGUGCAGUAACAGUUACCUCACCCAGGCCCAGCCUCCUCACCAGGCCAACGGCGCUGCCACCCUGCCCCCCUUCUUCCCCAGCGCUCCACCCCCCGCACACCCGUCCCCCUACGGCCCCCUCCACACUCACUCUCACAGUCACGCAGACGUGCCAUCACAUAUGCUGGGCACCCAGGCGGCAGCAGUGGCGGCCGCUGCAGCUGCAAACUACAACCUCCAGCAGCAGAUGGCGCCGGCGGCGUCGUUCUGCCACCGUGUCUACCAGCAUGUGUACCCAAAUCACCUGGGGAUGCUGCCUGCUGCUGCACUGGGGGGAGGUGGAGUCAAUAAGAAGAGUGGCAAUGUGUCCUGUUAUAACUGUGGUGUGAGUGGCCACUACGCUCAGGACUGCAACCAACCCACCAUAGACUCCACACAGCAAGGUGGCUUCCGGUUAAAGUACGCAGCCUCCCACAUUUCAGAAGCACUUGACAAUGCCGACUGAAGAAGAAGAAGAAGAGAGGAUGAAGAGGAGUUCCUCCGGUCUUGUUUCCACAGCGACGGUCAUCUGUUCUUCCAGGCGCUGUGUGCGAGCAGUGCACUUCAGGAAAAAAGAAAAGAAAAAAUCUCAAAAAGAAAGUGACCUGCCAAGGGCUCAGUGGACAAAGCCUAAGUACUUGUGCCUGAGAAAAUCUUGUUCCCAUGGAGAUGAUUCACUGUCUCGUGCACACCGACGGUCCACGUGACUCCCGCUCCCUUCCCUUUUAGUUUGUCUUUGAUAUUUUUGCACUGAGGGGUUGGAAACGAUUAACUUAUUACUUAAUUAUUAGGAAGAGAUUUUGAGGAUUUUGUUUUUACAUGACGGUGGAGACUCGUCUCAGCUGAAAAAAAAAAAAAGUUCUUAUACACUUCUUUCUAAAACAGCGUAUUUAUGCUUUUUUCCUCAUUAUUACUGUUCACCUAGGAUUUUACUGUCGGACAGAGUUGUACAGCAGUUUUCAACGUUUAAAUCAGAAAUCAAAAAAGUAAUGUUAGCAAAAUGAGUUUUAUGUUUUUCAUUUUCAGUUUUGCUGUAAGGUUUUUGAAUGUACACCUUCUCAUUUAAGGAAUGUGACUGUAUCAAAGUGUAUGGAUCUCAUGCAUUUUUACCACUUGAUAUAUGUUGUGGUUGGAAGGUAAUUGCUGCUUUGUAAUGUUAUUAUUAUUUUCAUUUUUAAGAUAGUUUUACUUGGUGAAAUGCACUAAAGCGACGCAGGAACACAAGUGCACUAAAACAGUUUGCACCACAGCCGAGCAGGUGUGAGGAUUUAUUCAUUUUGUACUCUACAAAUUAAGACAGCAAAACUAAUUGGCUGAUACAGCGUUCACUGUUUUAGUGUGCUUUAGUAUUUCAGGUGUGAAGCAGCUUUUUCUGUUAACACCACAGAGAGGGAGAGAUCUCUGUGUUUUAAAACUACAGAUAGAAAUACAGCAGAAGAGAAACUCAUUCUUGUCUCAUCUCAGUCAGCGAGACAUCCACUACCUGUACAGUUUGGUAUCUCUGGGUUCUGUCUCCAGGAGCCUCUAGAGAGGAUUUAGACAGUUUAGUACCAAAAUGUCAGCUGUUGCUUUCGUCAGUGUUUAGCGCACAACUCUGCAGAGCGUGGAGCCAGCAUCAAACUAGUGUGGAUUCAUUUAUGAAGGAUAGACAAACAGAAGCAGACAGCACACCUCGAGUUAUACCAACUCAGUCAUCAAGACAUUUCCAUAGAGAAACACUACUCUCCUACCCUGUUGGUAUAUUAAAGGAACGCUUCAGCUGCAAAAUUAAAAUCUGUACAUUCAUAACUUACUGCGUUUUAUGUUGAAUUCAUGAAGAAAAGAUUGUUUUUUUCCACAUGCCUCCACCGUGAACGGAGAGUCCUAAAAAAUGAGAACAUUCUUUAUGAACUGAAGUCAAUGGGGUCCAUGUUUAUCAACAGCAAAACUAUUUUAAACAUUGUUUACAAAGUCUCACACGACUCGAGCAGUAUGAUCUUAAGUCUUGUUUAUCCUGUCGUGUGCUCAGUGCUUCCCAAACACAUGUAUUUUAACUAAAACGUUAGCCACUCAAGUGUUUUAUAUUGGAAUGUGUUAACGUUUAGGAAGUACUGAGCAUACAACAGGAUAAAUGAGAUUUGGAUUAUACUUCACGAGUUGUGUAAGUGUUUGUAAACUACUAUUUGAGAUAGGUUAGCUAUUGUUAAACAUCGUCCACAAAGGAUGUUAGCCUUCUUUUUUUUUUUUUUUGGAUUCUUUUGCAUUCUCGUAUGCUCAGUACUUCCCAGACACAGGUAUUUUAGCUAAAACGUUACCUGCUUUAAGCUCGUUAAUGCUCAGCGUGCGCUACUUGUAGGGGGAGGUGUUUUAUAUUGGAAUGUUUUAGCCAAAAUGUGUGUGUUUAGGAAGUACCGAGCACAUGACAGGAUAAAUGAGAUUUGGAUUCUACUACACAAGUUAUGUAAACUGAUGUUUCGAUAGAACGUCGUCCCCAUUUGCAUCAGUUCAAGAAGAAUGUUAGCCUUUUUGGAUUCUCCGUUCACCGCGGAAGCCUGAGAGAAAAACGUUUUCUUCAUGAUAUUCAACGUGAAACAAAGUUUGUAAUGAAUAUACAGAUGGUCAUUUUGUGGUUCAAGUAUUCUUUAACUACAAAGUAAAGUGUGUUUUAUAUUUGUACGUUGGAUCACAUCUUUAAGAGCCUGUGUAAGAGCCCACGCUAAAAGACAGCCGUGGGCAAUAACUGACUGUUUCUGUACUUGUUAAUUUAAUGAAUAAAUCUAGUAUGGAUUUUCUUUAGUUUUGUUUUGUCACCAGACUGUUGAUAACUGACCUUAGAUGUCUGACGAACCUGAUGUCAUGUGACUACGUCUUCUGAACUGAGAUCCCUCUAUGUGGAUAAAAACACUUGAACACUUACAAAACAGCAAUUGACAAAACCAUCUAUACUGUAAUGCCUACAUAUGAUUUGAAGCUUUGAGCUCAUCAGUGCUUUAUAGAGGUUUUAAAAGGUAUUUUGGGAAACAUUUGAAAUGAUGAAAGGAGGCGGUGUUUGAGAAUGUGGAGUCCCGAUGUGUACAGUGUUAAGGAAUAAAUGAAACUGUUGGUAAAAUAAUUUGAAAC